Messenger RNA from Aspergillus ibericus CBS 121593, 1196 nucleotides. RefSeq lists its product as uncharacterized. The record is from RefSeq and is a predicted model, not a curated record. Bases 389 to 1156 code for a protein of 255 amino acids. NCBI's taxonomy places the organism in Eukaryota, Fungi, Ascomycota, Eurotiomycetes, Eurotiales, Aspergillaceae. The transcript has a single exon.
CAGCGAUAUUACUCCAAACAUCCAACAUGCUAUUUCCCUUCCUAUCUUCUACAUCAGCGUCCUAUGUGAAAUCACGGGCGAGGUAUCGGAGAUGUCACCAAAAAGUGCCAUGGCCUAUUCGCCAGCGUAAUCGGCGAGUCUGAGCACCAAUUAUUCCAAUCUCGUCUGGUGUUGCCAUCUCCUAUGUUGCACAUAAAUCAAAUAUCUUUGCAAAUGGGCCGAUUGAUUCUAUCAAUGGGUGCUACUAGAUGCCCGCCUUCAGCUCAGCUGGCAAGGCUAGAUGGGAAUCAUUUUUCCCACCUGAGAUCUUCCUCCUGACUUCUGAAGCAUUUCACUCCAUCCGCAGAGCAAUCAACAGACUCACAUCCACUAAGACUAUCAGUUCAAUAUGCCGGAGCCUUACCAUCCGUCAAGACCUACGACGACAGAUGAUCUUGUUGAUCGCUUGAAAAAAACGCCAAGUACGAAAGAAAGGGAGGCGUUGGAGGCCUUGGUAUCGCGCAUGGUUGAAUUAUUCAAAGAUCAUCAGAAAGAUUCAUUCAUCAUCGAAGCAUCCGUGAUUUCCGAUGUUGCCUCCAAGCAGGACUGCCACGAUCUCGUCUACGCCUUCUCUCGAGCGAUCAUUACUGGGACGGCAGAUGGGAAUGUGGUCAAUGCAACGCUACUGAUGUCAUUCGCUUCUUGCCUCGGUCAUAUGAAGUUCAAAAUUCCCAAAGAGAUCGCGCAGUUUGCGUCACUACUCCGGAGUCUGAGCAAGCAGCUGACAAUCACAACCAAUAGCGGCCAGCCUCAAGAUCGUUACAAUCUUCUCUGCACGAUUGGCAAUGUUUUGGACGCAAUGGUGGACAUGAAGUUUUCGGGGAUUGACCGGGAAGAGCUACACAAGCCACUGUUGGAUAACCUUCAUGCCCUGGGAAAGAGCGAUGAGCCUCGAACGUCACAGGCAGCAAGAUAUGCACAUCAGGCUCUGCUCAAAGUGCCUGAUAAUGAAAGUCCGUCGGGUGCAUUUUGUCGCUAUAGCUGGACUAUCAUCAAUGCGACCACAAAGGUGGCCAGUACUACGUCCCUCAUCGAUCUAGGUGUAUUUCUGGAAGCUACGGCUGAUCACAGACCCGUACUUAACUUCCUCAAGAAGAUUGGCAACAUGGCAAAUUAACUGUAAAGUCUCUCAAAAGAGGGCAAAGAGGCAUUGUUGG